Molecule: messenger RNA, 768 nt
Organism: Merops nubicus (carmine bee-eater)
Lineage: Eukaryota; Metazoa; Chordata; Aves; Coraciiformes; Meropidae
Gene: TMEM69
Product: transmembrane protein 69
Exons: 2
Coding region: 1-768 (255 amino acids)
Source: RefSeq, a predicted model, not a curated record
AUGUUUCCUUUCAUACGACGAUGCUGCUUCCACACACGUUUCAAACUCCAGAAUGUAACUGGUCCCAGGCUACUACCAUACAGAAAGAAUAAGACAACUUGGUCUUCUCUCAGCCUCUUGCUACAGAGGGAUGCGUGUCCUCUCUCAAGAACUGCAAGCCUCAACCCAGCAUCAGUAUAUGCAGUCAAGCUCCAGGCUUUUCACACCUCUCUCCCCUUCUUCAAGAAGAAAACCCCCAAGGAAUCAGAGACCAAAGACUCUGGUGUCUUGCAACGAAGUAUGAAAUCACUAAAGGAUUCUCCCAAGCCAGCCCUUUACUUAAGCCUCGCAGGGCUAAUUCCAUUUGUUUCUGUGCCACUGGCAAUGGCCAUCCAAGGGACCUACUACCCACAGCUGGUGUUUGCUCAGAUGAUGUACGGUGCUGUAACAGUCUCUUUCCUAGGAGGAAUGAGGUGGGGGUUUGCUCUCCCAGAAAACAGCCCAGCCAAGCCUGACUGGAUGAACCUGGCUAACAGUACAAUUCCCCCCUUACUUGCCUGUCAAGGCUUACUUUUUAACGAUAUCUCUAGUGGUACAGUAAUGCUAGUAAUAGCCCUAGGGAUAGCACUACAUUAUGACAUUUCCCUUCUUCCUACUUAUCCUGGGUGGUUUAAAGUACUGAGGGUAGUGGGAACUGUGGUGAUGGUAUUAUCCCUAUUGGCUACUCUAGCAUUGAAGACUUUUUCAGAGGCAGCUAACAGUAGAAAUAAAGAGCAGAUCACAAAAUAA